CGGACGCGCUAGGGGGUUCGAUUCGCGGGAGCGUGCGUGCACACGCGCCGUUCGUUCCGCAGCAGCCGCGCUCCGACGAGCUCGCGCGCACACAGGCGGCGGGGAUGCGCACGGCGGGAACGCGGGCGGCCGCUCGGCUCGCCGCGGCGGACAGGGGGACGCGGAGAGGGACGGAGACCGGGAGGCGAAGCGUCUCACCGUGGACGGGCGCGCGCUGAGGGGAGGAGAGGAGCGCGAGAGGAGUGAGGAAGCCCCCCGCGGCGCGAGGACGGAUUGUGACGGACGGGACGGGCUGUGUGUGUGUGUGUGUGUGUGUGUCUGCGGCAGAACGUGUCGGGCAGCGGAUCGAGGACUGAUAGUGAUACGUAUCAUACGCGCACACACACACACCUGAACAACACGCACACGGAGGGACAGGUGUCUCCAGAGUCAAUGGGACACGGGGAGGAUGGAGAGAGGGACCUCGUCCGCCGCGCUGCUCUUCAUCCUGGUUCUUUUCCUCACCUGGAUCCGAGUCGACAGCUUGAUGCCUCCCGUCAAUGUGACCGUCAAGGCGUUGAGGUCCAACUCCGCUGUGGUGACGUGGGACAUCCCCGAAGGCGACCCGGUCAUCGGCUUCGCCAUCACGCAGCAGAAGAAGGACGUGCGCAUGCUGCGUUUCAUCCAGGAAGUGAACACGACGAGCCGCUCCUGUGCUUUAUGGGACUUGGAGGAGGAGACGGACUACAUCGUGCACGUGCAGUCCAUCAGCAUGCGGGGGCCGAGCCCCCCCAGCGAGGCCUUGCGCUUCCGCACCCCCAAGGAAGCUGAGAAACUGGCCUCCAAGACCAAAGCAGACGAGGUCACCAUGGAGGAAGUGGGCCAAAGCACCCAGCUGAGGGCCGGCGAGCUCAUCAUCAUUGUGGUCGUGCUCAUCAUGUGGGCAGGUGUCAUCGCCCUCUUCUGCCGCCAGUACGACAUCAUCAAAGACAAUGAGCCCAACAACAACAAGGAUAAACCCAAGAACUCAUCUGAGUGCAGUACCCCAGAGCACCCCACGGGGGGGCUGCUGCGCAGUAAGUUCCCCAAGAACAGGAAGCCAUCGGUGAACAUCAUCGAGGUGUGACUCGGGCACGACACCGGACACGUGUCGCUCGGGCUGCUGGGAGGAGCCAGUCGAAGGAGGACGGUCGAUGUUUAAACGGGGGGCGUUCUGGGACCCCCAGCCCAGAAAGGACUCUUAUCACGAGAGACACGGCUGACCUCCCCAGGCUGACACACACUCCUUGCUCUCCUCGAACCUAUCACACUCUACCUGUCCUCGCUCUCCCUGUCACGCAGAGCAUCCUGUUCGCCCUGGACGUACGGACACCCCCACCUCCGCAUCUACGUCACACACCAGCACCCGUGUUACACCUGUAAUCGUCGUUUGCGCUUCCUUCCGACGGAGGCUGGGGACUCGAACCCUCACGAUGGAUUCCAUCACGUCCACCAAUUGGGGGGGGGGGGGUCUCCACGAAGCACACGGUGACCUCCGACCCUCAGCGAGAGGAAACUGGUGUGGACUUCCUGUACCUGCAGAGACAUGGACACUGAGGACUGCAGCGCUCCAGGACGAUGACUGAUGACGCCUCUCUCUCUCGCCGGUGACGUUUGUUCUGGCAAAACGACCGUCUUUGCGGUUAUUCCUCAUUCCGCGUCGACCCCACGCUGACAGCUGGACGACGCGGCGGACAGCGAAGACAUCGCAGAUGAGUCGGAGGAGAGCGAUGCCGCCGUUGCCACGGCGUCCGCCGAGCAGGGGCUCCUCGCCUGAGAGCAAUAAAAGCAUAAAGCCAGCAGGGGUGUGGAGCACGAUGAACUCGGUCCCUUGUUGUUCCCCAGCUGUCCUCGUCCCCCUCAGCUCCAUGGCGAGCACUAGGUGGGGGACCAAGGAUGUAGGAGCACGUGACCGGGGGGAGGGGCCCAAAGCGGAAAAACAACACCGAUGCCCCACAAGUAGCACACAAUACCGCGGUACUGAGCACAAACGGAGCGCAGGCGGUACAGUCCAGUGCGGAUGUGGGACAGGAAGUUGGACGGCUCCCUC
Messenger RNA from Scleropages formosus (Asian bonytongue), 2068 nucleotides. Its product is annotated as fibronectin type III domain-containing protein 5-like. NCBI's taxonomy places the organism in Eukaryota, Metazoa, Chordata, Actinopteri, Osteoglossiformes, Osteoglossidae. The record is from RefSeq and is a predicted model, not a curated record. Gene Ontology annotation, cellular component: extracellular region; plasma membrane. The transcript is spliced from 6 exons. Gene Ontology annotation, molecular function: protein binding. Bases 449 to 1105 code for a protein of 218 amino acids.